Molecule: messenger RNA, 9547 nt
Organism: Mercenaria mercenaria
Lineage: Eukaryota; Metazoa; Mollusca; Bivalvia; Venerida; Veneridae
Product: TELO2-interacting protein 2-like
Exons: 2
Coding region: 13-1653 (546 amino acids)
Cellular component (GO): cytosol; nucleoplasm; centrosome
Source: RefSeq, a predicted model, not a curated record
AUUUUAAAAUGGAUGCCCACAUCGCUGGUAAAAGUUUUUGUUGAAUUAUUUCUCGAAUUCUGCCGUUCAGACGAAAUGUCAGUCGAUCUCAGGGCAUUACUUUGCAAGGUUAACGUAGUAAAUGGUUGUUUCCGAACUUCUAUGGACAAAGCUAUUGCCAAAGACAUCUAUGAGAGGCAUAGUUUACAGAACUUACUUGAGGUAGUGAGUCAUGUUUCCAGGGACACUUCAAUAAAUAGAAUAUUUAACGAAAAAUAUAUCGUGAUACUCACAGUUCUUGUAGAAAAUGGACCUGAUAGCUGGAUUAGGAUUUUUAUAGAUGGUUUCAAUGAUUCCACUACUCAGAGUUUAUGCAUUAACAGUGUUCGUACAAUUUCUAAAACUGCUAACGUCCAAGCAAAAACAGAAAAAGAACAAGGUUGUUUUGAAGCAGCAGAUUUCACUGAUGUGGGGAAAAGGGUCUGUUUAGUUCUAAAUUUUCUCCAGACUCUAUUGAAAAGGGUGACUUUAUGUGGAAGAGGUAAUAAAGAACUUGAUACUUGGAGAUGUUUGGUCCAGAUUGGAUAUUUUUUAUUUGGAGUUGCAGUUCAGCAUGCUGUUAAAGAUGUAUGGACAAAUUCAAGCUCAGAAACUCUGGCAAAUGAUAGCAUCCAUUUGCUUUUGGAGACAUUUGGAUGCCCUUCAGUUAGUGUACUGCUAGUGCUUGACACUAAACACAUGUCACCUAUAGAUGAAGACCUGCAUUACAGCGUACCAGUGAAGAAGUCAAUAAUUGGUAAAUUGCUGCUUCAGUGGAAACCAAACCUGCAGCGUAACACUUGGAGACAGAAUCCAGCUGUUUGUUCAAGUUUCUCGUGGUGUCUUCAGCAACUCAAAUUCCCAUAUUUGAGUGAUUUGAUAGAGCUAGUUCUUCCCCCUUGUCUGUUGUUUGUAGAUGAUCAUGUUGCUCAAAGCAAAGAGAUGGGAACUUCUUGUCUCAUUCAUAUCUUGCAAAAUGCUACUGGUGAAGAGUUGAGAUGGUAUGGUCGUGCUGAUGUUAUUUAUGAAGCGUUAAAACUUCAGAUGUUCACCACUGAAGACUCGGUCCUAAAGAUGACACAUGAAGCCUUGCUUCUGACUUUGAAAGUGGUUGUGAAAGAGGAUUCAAGUUUAGGUACCACAUCCAAGUACGAUGAAAUAUUUUCUCUUAUUCUCCAGGCAGCUUCCCAUGAAAACAAACUUGUAUUACGAAGGAUACACACUCAUUCACUUCAUAAAUUCAUUGAGUGUUUAGGUAUCAAUGUAGUAAAAUAUAUGAAAAGACUGCUAGAACUUGUUGAAGAAUAUUUGGAAGUGAGUGAUGCCCCAUUUGAACAAGCUAGACUCAACACAUUGAAAGCUCUGAAAAGUUUUAUCAAGACUGCUUGGCCAAGAAUACCUUCACAUUCAGAAACAAUUUUGAAAAUCCUUGUGAAACUAAUACAUCAGUUAUCAUCAACCCAAACUGGAAAUUCACAGACAGUAGACAGUCAGUUAUUGACACUUGCAGUUGAGUGUUUGGAACUUUUGAAAGGACUUGAUGAAGCAUUCAUUUCUCAUAGCAUGCAACAGCUGCAGGAACUGCCAUUUUCAGAAAAUGUCCAUGUAGUUUUGCAACAGAUUAUGGCGAAGUGAAAAUUAUUUAAGACACGCUAACUUGACUAAGUGCUCAGAUAUGUUUUGCUAUAUUUUAAAGAACAAAUGUAUCCAUUCAAAAUUGUACCUUUUAUUUUUUACAGCUUAAAGGUAAUCAUUCACAUUUGGAUCGAACACUUGAAUAUUUUCAUUUACACAGGUUUUGUUGUCCCAGUUUUUUGGCAGCAAGUACAAGUUUUUUUAUACGAGUGAAAUUUUUUUGCUCAUGCUUGCACUGUAUUUUCAGCAUAAACAUUAAUGCUCCAAUUCAUGAAUGUACCAAACAUGCCAGAUGCCCAUUUCAUAACUGACUCUAGCGUAUUUUGACAUAAAUAUAAAUGUUCUUGCAAAAGAAAAAAAAAAAAUGCUUAUAAUUAAAAAGUAUUUCAGCUAGAUACCAAACUAUACAUAAUAAAUUCAAAAAAAGUAUUUUAAAGGGCCUGUAUAUAUACCCCCACCAAACAUGUUUAGGUGUGGGGGGGGCUCUAUAGGAGUCUGACAGUUUGGCAUGUCCCGUCGCGUCCCGAAAUCUAUAUGCCCGGCAGGAUUUUAAUUUAACCUCACAUUAUUAUUCCUCAAGACCAGAUGAUGUGUUGAACACAUCACCUAUGCCUGAAGGUCAAAGGUCAAGGUCACAAUUCAAGGUCAAAGGUUAGAUAUUUGGUUUUUGCUCCAUAACUAGCUUCUAUGUGCCUAGAAGGGUUUUAUUACUAAAUGGAUUUAGUUCAAACUUAAAAUAGUUGUUCAACAUCAUCACCCAUAUCAUAUGACACAAGGGUCAUAACUCUUGCACCAAUAUUUCAUAAAUUAUGCCCCCCUUUUUACUUAGAAUUUCGGGUUAAAGUUUUGAUACACUUUCACUCUAUCUCAGUUAUUACUAAAUGGAUUUGAUUCAAACUUAAAGUAGAUGUUCCACCUUAUCACCCACAUCAUGUGACACAAGGUGCAUAACUCUGACACCAAUUUUUCAUGAAUUAUGUCCCCUUUUACUUAGAAUUUAAGGUUAAUUUUGAUGCAUUUUCACUAUAUCUCAGUUAUUACGAAAUGCAUUUGAUUCAAACUUGAAGUAGUUGUUCCACAUCAUCACCCACAUCAUAUGACACAAGGUGCAUAACUCUUGCACCAAUAUUUCCAGAAUUAUGCCCCCUUUUUGCUUAGAAUUAUACUUCUAUAGUGUUUUGAUACACUUUAUCUGUACCUCUCUUAUUAUUUGAUAUUUUUUAACACAGACUCAAGCUAUUGUGUAAUAUUCAUCCACCAUUGGAGUCAUUAAACACUCCAGUGACAGUUCUUGACAGAUUAAAAUGUUUUGGUACACAGGUGUAACAUCAUAAAAUACAGGUAAAGUUCGACUUUGGCUACAAACCACCAAUUUUUAGCUCGACUAUUCAAAGAAUAGUAGAGCUAUUGGACUCACCCAUGCGUCAGCGUCGGCAUCCCGAUUUGGUUAAGGUUUUGUAUGUAAGCUGGUAUCUCAGUAACCACUUGUGGGAAUGGAUUGAAACUUCGCUUAUUCACUGUGACAAACUGACCUACAUUGCACAGGUUCCAUAACUCUAUUUUGCUUUUUUACAAAAUUAUGCCCCUUUUUCGACUUAGAAAUUCUUGGUUAAGGUUUUGUAUGUAAGCUGGUAUCUCGGUAACCACUUGUGGGAAUGGAUUGAAACUUCACAUACUUAUUCACUGUGAUAGACUGACCUACAUUGUACAGGUUCCAUAACUCUAUUUUGCUUUUUUACAAAAAUUAUGUCCCUUUUUCGACUUAGAAAUUCUUGGUUAGGGUUUUGUAUGUAAGCUGGUAUCUCAGUACCCACUAAUGGGAAUGGAUUGAAACUUCACACACUUGUUCACUGUCAUGAUCUGACAUGCACUGUGUAGGUCCCAUAACUCUACUUUGCUUUUUUUUUUUUAAAUUAUGCCCCUUUUUUGACUUAGCAGUUUUUGGUUAUGUAAGCUUGUAUUUCAGUAUCCACUUACAGGAAAGGAUUGAAACUUCAGGCACUUGUUCACUUUAUGAGCUGAUAAGCACUGUGAAGGUUCCAUAACCCUUUUUUCCAUUUUUAGAAAGUUAUGCCCCUUUUUCGACUUUUGUAUUCAUUCAGUUGACAAGGCUGUUGAAUAGUCGAGCGUUGUUGUCCUCUGACAGCUCUUGUUUUAUGUAGUUAUGGCCCCUUUCCAACUUAAAAUUUGCCAAACUCAUGGUUGCCGGACAAUAACUCAUGAAAGGCUUGACAGAUUAAGAUAAAUUUUGGUACACAGGUGCAACAUCACAAAAUACAGGUCAAGUUCGAUUUAAAUUGAACCUUCUUGUGGCCAUGUCUUUCCUAUGGUUGCCAUUCUUCUGUGACAAGAUCAUAUUGUUGGGGUAUUCGUCACUCCUGUGACAAUUCUAGUUAGUUUUGUAUGAGAGCCAUCCUUAAGGCUGAAAGAAAUUUUUAGAUUGGACCAUUUUUGAAAAAGAUACAGCAUUUUGAAAUUUAAGAAAAUAGCUGAUUAUGGAGGCAGCCAUUUAAGUGUGUUUAUGACCUCAUUUACACUCUGCUGAAUUCUUUAUUUAGCAAAUAACCUUUAAAAUAGAUCAACUUCCAAUUUUUCUUGUGUGGAAGAUGUAAAAACAUGGUAAUUUCUUUCUUUAUAGCUGGAAAAGGUACAGAAAUUAUUUCAUAGAAAUAAGUAUAAAAUACAGUUUAGAUAUUUAUGUAGCCUGCAGUUACCAGUAUUGGUGGGGAUAAGGAUUUAUCGCUUGUGCAUUUAUCUAAACAUAGCUUGAAUACAUUGAAAUGAACUUAUUUUGAUACAUUAUUAACUUGUGCAUCCUCGAGAGAUCCAAAUUAUUUAAAGCAAGCUUUCAUUUUCAAAUCAGAGCCUUUUUAUUAACAUGACCGAGCAGUAUGUCUAAAUGCCAUCACCAGAAACAGUGUACGCAUAGUCAUAUAGUUUUAUGAUAUUAAAAUGUUAAGUACAUUGAAGUAUGUCCAAAAAUUAAAGUUGUCUUAAAAGCAAUUCUUUCUGAUCAUGAAAAUGAGUAUAUUUACAGGUAUUUAUAAUAUUUGAGUAAAGUGUUAGGUUAAUUAUAGCACAGGUAGUAGAAGCCACCAUACAGUCUCACCGCCCGUUGCAUGCAGCUGUAUAAGGUGCAGAUAAUGGUUACAUCGGCUGUAGUUACAUUGUCCCAGUUGAGUGACCCCAAUGAGAUACAACUAUUCAACUUGAAUCUACCCAUUUCUGGCCUAAAAACAAGAUUCAUUUACAUCCACAUAUUAAAACAAAUAAAGGUAAAACAAAGGAAAUAUACAAUGAGAAAUUUAGGGAAUACCCUGUAUGCUUAUUCUGGGUAAUGCAUAUUAUUCGACUGUGCAUUUAUAAAUUCAACAGAUGUUGGAACUAUGUCAUACAAAUUAUUAUUCCAUUUGGUAAAAAAAUGGAGGAACUGCAUGGAGAUUUUGUAACUGUGGUAAAAAGUAUUAAGAAAUUCAUUAAAACUUACACAUGGUAUUUCAAAUCACCAUCAUUUUCUUGCUUAAUACAUAAGUUUGACCCCUGUUAUGUAGUAAGUUUACACAACCAGUGCAAAAACUGAUGAUACCAUAAAACUCCCCGUUCAAAUAAAGCACAUGCUUAAACAAAAUACACUGAUUCUGGUGCCCUGUACAACAGAAAUUUAAUAAAUCUGCCAUGGAAACAAAAUUGCUGCCAUUUUGAUGAAAUAUUGAAAUGUUAUAAGUAUCUCAUUUUUUUUGGCUGAUUUGGAAAAUUCUGUCACUUCUUUGAAUAAUUUAAGAAAUCCGAGCAGACAUAAUUAACAUACACACAACAUUGCCUUUCCCUUAAUUAGAAACAUUGAACCGCACACAAUGACUGAUUAGCAUAUGACCUUUGGUCACAAGCAGAGUUUUCUCCCUUGAUUAUGGGUAAAAAUAGGGAUUUUUUUUACUGUAUGUAAGUAACCUAUUGAAUGAUUUACAUGAAACUUUUACACAAAUGUAGAUCAGUAUAGGAAGGUGGUGCACACACAGUUUUGUCAGAAUCACUUCAUUAACCAGAGUUAUAGCCCUUUAAUUAUUUUACAAUCCAUAAAUUCAUACCGGUACAUAAAAAGUAAUCCAUUGAUGGAUUUUCAUGACAUUUAAUACAAAUGUAGAUCACAAUAGGGUGGUGGUACAUGCAUAUCUUUUAUUAGGAUCUCUCCAGGAACUACAGAGUUAUACGUCCGUGGAAUAAUUUCACGAGCGUGUAGCCUGGGUUAGUUAUUCUUGCGACUUAUAACCAAUUUUGAGUGUAUUAAUUGAGGUAAAACAUGAUUUUGCUAUACAUUAUUUUGAUUCUAAUGUGCACUUAAUCUAAAACAGUAGAUAAGAUAUAGUAGCGUUCAUUCUUGGUCGCAACAAAAACAUUGACGUCAUCGAACGUUAACGUGAUGUCAUUUAAGCGUAAGCGUGUUUUAACAGAACAAGCAUAUUAGAAUGUUUAUUUUAUCUUGACACACCACUUAUACUGUACUUACAUUUAAGAAAUUAUUUAAUUUAUAGCAAAACAGUGCUUUAUCACUAUUUAUACACAAUGGGCGGUUAUACGUCGGGCGUAAUAAUUUCACAAGGGCGAUUCUAAUAUGAUCUUUAUUGUAAAAUUUAUAUCAAAUAUAAUGGAACUGUUUCUUCGCGCAAGAAUGGCGCCAAUAGUAGGUCUUUGUUUAUACACGCCAGGACCGGAAAUGGUAAUACGUCUUGCGGCAGAGUUCAGUUCGGGCAGUAAUAAUUGCGAAUUAUUCAGCAAAGCGAAUAACUAACUCAGUAUGUGUGUAAAUUAAUCAACACAUUUGUGCAAUGUGACAUUUCGUUUAAAACAUGUUAUUAAGUAAGGCACUAUUUCUAGAUGCGUACAUGGCACUAAAUAUCACGUUGACGUGACGUCAACAUAAUAUCGUUGUGAUGAUUAAAGCAUUGUUAGUCAUAUUAGAAUUGUAGAUAUGCGCUCUGUUUUUACUGCAGAUGACAUUUUUAUUUAGAAAUUAGUGUUAGCAUGGUUAGUGUUUAACUUUUUAUGUUACAAUUUGCAUUUAGGUUAACAUUAAUUUUGCAUCUUAUAGCAUGUGAAAGAAUGUUUAUUUUUCAACUGUUGAGGUCAGCAAUUUGUCAUUUUAGGAAAAAUAUAUAAUACAAAAUUUGAUUUUGGUAAGAUAAUCAUUAUACAGCUGCAUGUAAUACAUGUACAUAUAAAUGAAGAAACAAAAAAAAGAAAAAACAAAGAAACAAUAAGCUGUGUGCUAUUUACAUCAAACCGUUUUUAACAUUAUCUAGAAUGCAUUUUCUCAUAUAAUUUAUUUAAGUUAAAGGGACUGGCCUCCAGAUCGAUUGACAUCAAAUUUUUUUAUUAGCUCACCUGUCACAAAGUGACAAGGUGAGCUUUUGUGAUCGCGCAGCGUCCGUCGUCCAUCCGUCCAUCCGUCCGUGCGUGCGUCCGUGCGUAAACUUUUGCUUGUGACCACUCUAGAGGUCACAUUUUUCAUGGGGUCUUUAUGAAAAUUGGUCAGAAUGCUUAUCUUGAUGAUAUCUAGGUCAAGUUCGAAACUGGGUCACAUGCGGUCCAAAACUAGGUCAGUAUUUCUAAAAAUAGAAAAACCUUGUGACCUCUCUAGAGGCCAUAUUUUUCACAAGAUCUUCAUGAAAAUUGGUCAGAAUGUUCACCUUGAUGAUAUCUAGGUCAAGUUUGAAACUGGGUCAAGUGGGUUCAAAAACUAGGUCAGUAGGUCUAAAAAUAGAAAAACCUUGUGACCUCUCUAGAGGCCAUAUUUUUCGUGAGAUCUUCAUGAAUAUUGGUCAGAAUGUUCACCUUGAUGAUAUCUAGGUCAAAUUCGAAACUGGGUCACAUGGGGUCAAAAACUAGGUCAGUAGGUCUAAAAAUAGAAAAACCUUGUGACCUCUCUAGAGGCCAUAUUUCUCAAUGGAUCUUCAUGAAAGUUGGUCAGAAUGUUCACCUUGAUGAUAUCUAGGUCAAGUUCGAAACUGGGUCACUUGGGGUUAAAAACUAGGUCAGUAGUUCUAAAAAUAGAAAAACCUUGUGACCUCUCUAGAGGCCAUAUUUUUCAUGAGAUCUUCAUGAAUAUUGGUCAGAAUGUACACCUUGAUGAUAUCUAGGUCAAGUUCGAAACUGGGUCACGUGGGGUCAAAAACUAGGUCAGUAGGUCUAAAAAUAGAAAAACCUUGUGACCUCUCUAGAGGCCAUAUUUCUCAAUGGAUCUUCAUGAAAAUUGGUCAGAAUGUUUACCUUGAUGAUAUCUAGGUCAAGUUCAAAACUGGGUCACGUGCGGUCAAAAACUAGGUCAGUAGGUCUAAAAAUAGAAAAACCUUGUGACCUCUCUAGAGGCCAUAUUUCUCAAUGGAACUUCAUGAAAAUUGGUCAGAAUGUUUACCUUGAUGAUAUCUAGGUCAGAUUCGAAACUGGGUCAAGUGCGGUCAAAAACUAGGUCAGUAGGUCUAAAAAUAGAAAAACCUUGUGACCUCUCUAGAGGCCAUAUUUUUCAUGAGAUCUUCAUGAAUAUUGGUCAGAAUGUUCGCCUUGAUGAUAUCUAGGUCAAGUUCGAAACUGGGUCACGUGGGAUCAAAAACUAGGUCAGUAGGUCGAAAAAUAGAAAAACCUUGUGACCUCUCUAGAGGCCAUAUUUUUCAUGAGAUCUUCAUGACAAUUGGUGAGAAUGUUCACCUUGAUGAUAUCUAGGUCAUGUUUAAAAGUGGGUCACGUGCCUUCAAAAACUAGGUCAUUAGGUCAAAUAAUAGAAAAACCUUGUGACCUCUCUAGAGGCCAUAUUUUUCAAUGGAUCUUCAUGAAAAUUGGUCAGAAUAUUUUAUCUUGAUGAUAUCUAGGUCACAUGUGCUCAAAAACUAGGUCACUGUGUCAAAUAAUAGAAAUAACGACGUCAUACUCAGUUCAACACUGGGUCAUGUGGGGAUAGGUGAGCGAUUCAGGACCAUCAUGGUCCUCUUGUUUUUUUAGAUAUCUGGAAAUAAAUGCUAUAUUUCUUAAGAAGGCUUUAAAACUUAAUUACUGACAAACUAUAUGUUACGGAAACACAUGAGAAUUUGCUGUUUUUACUACUUUUUAGGAUGAAAAUCGAAAAGUGUUUGUAUCUCUUUACUCCAGGUAAACUGUCCCGAUUAUAAAUAUCAAUAUUUUGAAGUCAUAAUUCACUAAUUCUGCUAUAGCGCUAUUGGUUAUGGCGACGGGAAAAUGUCUUUAUUGCCGUGGCGGUCCGGGGUUCGAUUCCCGACGCGGUCAUCUUUUUUUCUUGAUUUGGAGUUUAUAAGAUAUUUUAGAAAGAAAAUUUCAUAUUGUAAUGUUCAUAAUAUGACCAAACUUCAAUUUCAAAGAAAGAUUAUUUUUAGCCAAAUCUGGUGCCUUUAAGAAAGAUUAGCCAGGUUGUGAGAACUCAAAAUAUGUGUCUGUUUAAAUAUUAUAGGCAUUGAAAGCAUAUAAGAUGUAUGUAAGACAUUAUUGAGAUUUAACAAAAGUUAAAAACUGUAUUUGUAAAAAGAUGUGAAAAACUUAAGUUUGUUCAUCAUUUUGAAAGCAGCAUAAGAGUUUACAUCUUUCAAAAAACUGUUUUUGCAUGUAAACAGAUAAUAUGAAUAAGGUAAUACCAGAUUGCCAUAUCAAAUUAAAUACACAUUUUAAUAAUGUUGAAAAGUCUAUAGGGUGUUCCAGGUAGUUUGAUAUGUUUCAGAUAUAUCUGCAGCAACUUUAUUACAGUCCUAUAUUUUGAAAGCUUAUCAGUCUUGACCACAUAUAUUUCUAAAAUUAAUGCCAUUCUUUCUCUGAAUAAAUCCAUGUGAAAGGUACAGCAACAACAUCAACAACAACAAUACAUUUUGUACAUAAGUAAAGUGAUUCUAAUACUUAA